Myxocyprinus asiaticus (Chinese sucker) is the source of this 1546-nucleotide messenger RNA. Its product is annotated as myosin-7-like. Bases 791 to 1096 code for a protein of 101 amino acids. The transcript is spliced from 4 exons. NCBI's taxonomy places the organism in Eukaryota, Metazoa, Chordata, Actinopteri, Cypriniformes, Catostomidae. The record is from RefSeq and is a predicted model, not a curated record.
GUGGGUUUGUGCCCAUAGGUGACGUUGUUGCCGGUGAUGUCUGGUAAGGACCUGCCUUACAACAGGCCUACAAGCCCUCAGUCCAGCCUCUCUGUCUAUUGCAGACCAUCUGAGCACUGAUGGAGGGAUUGUGCUUUCCUGGUGUAACUCAGGCUGUUGUUGUUGUUGUUGUUGCCAUCCUGCCCCGUUCCACAGGUGUGAUAUUUGGAUGUACCGAUCCUGUGCUGGUGUCUCCCUGUAGUGCUGUCGUAGGCGUCUCUCAGUACAGACAUGGCAAUUUACUGCCCUGGCCACAUCUGCAGUAUCCAUGCAGCAUGCCUAAGGCACAUUCACGCAGAUGAGAAGGGACCCUGGGCAUCUUUCUUUUGGUGUUUUGCAGAAUCAGUAGAAGGGUCUCUUGUGUCCCAAGUGUUUUAUUUAUUUAUUUUUUUAAUUUAUUUUAUUUUAUUUUUUUAUAUAACUGGACCUCAAUUCCCCGAAAUGUCCAGAAACUUGCAAGUGCCUUGGAGGCAUCAAUUUUUCCGCGUUUUUUGCCGAGUUUAGUUCAAGAGAAUUGCAACCAUUUAAACUAAAAUCAAACUUGACCUCUUGGAGUGUAGUAAAGAUUUCAAAAGUCAGGCUGAUUGGUUCCCUGGCCUGAAUCGGGCGUUGGUAUGGGAGGAGGGCAUUGUCGGGCCAUGAGGAUGGACACCUGGUGCCGAGUUGCAUUAAUCAGCAUGAGAAAGGGGAGCUGGAGAUACCAGUUCGAGAGACAUGCACAGAGCUGUGUGUGUGCUUUAAUGUUUUUGUUAUGCUGAAAAGCAGUAUUAUGUUGUGCUUGAGUCUUUUGGUUGUUGGCCCGGUUCCUGCUUCCUUUCCGAUAAGCAAGAGAUCUGUCUGCUACUCAUACCAGACUGAGGACAAGAAGAAUAUCACUAGACUCCAGGAUCUGGUUGAUAAGCUGCAGCUGAAAGUCAAGGCCUACAAGAGGCAGGCUGAGGUGGAGGAGCAAGCCAACACUCCCCUGCCCAAGUUGAGGAAGGUGCAGCAUGAGCUGGGAGAAUCUGAGGAGCAUGCUGACAUUGCUGAGUCUCAGGUCAACAAAAUUGAGCUGUGAUGCUGGAAAGUUACCACAGAGAGUCGGGACCUCGGUUGAACGUCUCAUCUGAAAGACAGUGCUACUUGCAGCAUACAGAGCCACCCUUCAUAUCACACAUUUCACAAAACGCAAGAAACAGCUCUCUGCUCAUGAAGUUGGCACAUCAAGAAGACUGUCAAAUGUAAGAAUACACGUGGAAAGAGUCAUUGGUCCAUGGAAGAAAUUCAAAAUUCUGUAAUUCCACUUACACAGACAUCCUGGAUGAUAUGGUGGUAGUGUGCGGGGCAUUAACAAAUCUUUGCCAAAGUGUAGUGCCUAAAUGAUAGACACACUAACAAGGCAGCUAAUCAUUCACAAUGUGAAAAAGAAGCAAAAUGCUCACAGGUUGAACUAAAAUGGUGCUACACAUGGUACAUUUCUAAUGUUUCACUGUUCUAGUGUGUCAGUGUUAACUGUGGGAUGUUUUUU